AUGUCAUCGCGUGCGGUUCUCACAUCCAAGGCACCGCAGCUCCGACGAUGCUUCUCUAGCACGCGUGGCGCCAAUGCAGAUUUCACACAUGCAGUAAGUGCGCGCCGUCUGCCAUGCCCGCGCUGUGUUGCGCGGGCCGUGGUGCAAAGUCCUCGAAUCAAGACCGGCUCAAUUGACUCAACGCAGGUUAUCGGCGCAGGCGUCGUUGGACUGGCAGUCGCCCGGCAACUAGCAGUCCAUGAAGGUACAUCGACGAUUCUCCUGGAACGGCACGAUGCACCGGGGACCGAGACAAGCAGUCGCAACUCCGAGGUGAUCCAUGCCGGACUCUACUAUCCCGCGACUUCCCUGAAAACGAGCCUCUGCAUCCGCGGGCGCAACAUGCUCUACGAAACCUGCGCCAAAUACGGGAUCCCACACCGGAACACGAAGAAAUGGAUAGUCGCACAGACGGCAGCGCAGUGGGAGGCGUGUCUGCGAGUACACAAGCACGCACAGGCCCUCGGCGACGCACCAACACGGCUGGUCGGGCAGGACGAAGCGCGGCGGCGCGAGCCAGACGUAAAAGCCGACGCGGGGAUCGUCGAGAGCGAGACAACAGGCAUUGUCGACAGCCACUCGCUGAUGACAUACUUGCAAGGCGAAUUUGAGGACCGGGACGGAGAUUGCGCGUUCAAGACGCGGGUAACAGACAUCCAGCGCGUGCCGGACGGGUACCAGAUCACGGCGGUCUCCGACGAGGACGGGUCCGAGACCUCCAUUACCGCCGAAACCCUGAUCAACAGCGCCGGCCACGGCGCCUGCGCCAUCAACAACCUCCUUCUUCCGCCCGACCGCCACCGCGUCCCGCACUAUGCCAAGGGCACCUACUUCUCCUACGCCGCUGCGGCCCUCCACCUCCGUCCUGACAUGGGCGGCCGCAUCCGCUUCGGCCCUGACAUCGAGUGGGUCGACGAUCCAUCGGAUCUUCAGCCGAGUCCGGCCCGUUUGGAAAAGGCAUUGCCGGAAAUCAAGGCGUACCUGCCUGGCGUGGAUUUGUCUGCCAUUGCGCUGGACUAUUGUGGUAUUCGUCCGAAGCUGGGCCGCGGCGGUGCAGUCAAUCAGGGUACGGGCUUCCAGGAUUUCGUUAUCCAGGAAGAAGAGGGGUUCCCCGGGUUUGUGAAUCUGUUGGGUAUCGAAAGCCCUGGACUGACGAGCUCUUUGGCGAUUGGUGAGAUGGUUGACGGCAUUCUUUAUCGCUGA
This is a messenger RNA of Penicillium alfredii, 1242 nucleotides long. Its product is annotated as NAD(P)/FAD-dependent oxidoreductase. The record is from RefSeq and is a predicted model, not a curated record. Bases 1 to 1242 code for a protein of 413 amino acids. Lineage: Eukaryota; Fungi; Ascomycota; Eurotiomycetes; Eurotiales; Aspergillaceae. Gene Ontology annotation, cellular component: mitochondrion. Gene Ontology annotation, molecular function: (S)-2-hydroxy-acid oxidase activity; (S)-2-hydroxyglutarate dehydrogenase activity. The transcript has 3 exons.